AGAGAACUGAAGAAACAGCAAGCAAUCCUGGAAAUACCUUAAAAAUCACUAAUACAUGAUGUAGUGACAAGAUGGGGGUCCACUUUCAAAAUGAUUGAGAGAUUUCUGGAGCAGCAACAAGCAUGCUGUGCAGUUCUUGCAGGAGACAGGAGCUUACGGCAUCUAAUGCCAAAAGACAAUGAUGUGCAAAYGCUGGAGAGGGUCUGCCAGCUGCUGGGGCCUCUCAAUGACUUUACAGAUUUACUUGGCUCUGAAAAAAACACUCUCUCAUCUUUGAAGCCUGUUAUGGAACACAGCAGUAACCUACUGGAGGAGAAGAAUGAAUAUGAUGCCUUAACAAAAGAAAUGAAAAAGCUAAUGAUGGACGAUCUGCAACACCGUUACUCCUGUGAGAAAGUCAAGAAAGUGAUUGACCUGGCUUGCUUCACUGAUCCUCAUUUCAAGGACAACUUUAGUCAAAACAAGGAUGUUGUUGUCAUGUUUGCUGAAGAAGAAGCUGUGAACCUGGCAGACAGAAUCUCACUGCCACCUCAAGAAUCACCUGCAGCCACUGCUGACCAAGAACAGGAAACCAGCACGUCCACCACCACUGCCUCCUUUGCUGGUACAAAAAAGAAAGACAAAUCACUGCCUUGUUUGCUGAAAGAAAUAACAUCAGCAAAACAGCAGAGAGUUCAAGCUGUAGAUGGCUUACCAAAAGAGAGAGUGAAAAUUGAGAUAAAGCAAUAUUUGUCUUACGCCCCAAUCUCCUCUGAAGCUGACCCACUGGUAUGGUGGAUGACACACACGGAGGAGUUACCUCUUCUCA
Messenger RNA from Austrofundulus limnaeus, 808 nucleotides. RefSeq names its product zinc finger BED domain-containing protein 1. Gene Ontology annotation, cellular component: nucleus. Gene Ontology annotation, molecular function: protein dimerization activity. Lineage: Eukaryota; Metazoa; Chordata; Actinopteri; Cyprinodontiformes; Rivulidae. Gene Ontology annotation, biological process: regulation of transcription by RNA polymerase II. The record is from RefSeq and is a predicted model, not a curated record.